CAGCGAUACGUCAUCCAUCCUGAUAAUAGGUGGUAUCGGCUUUGGAAAUACUUUAUACUGGGAUGGGCUAUGUAUUCAUCCUUCUUCACACCCUUAGAGUUUGGCUUCUUUCGUGGACUUCCAGAUAAACUAUUCUGGCUUGACAUUGCUGGUCAGAUUGCAUUCCUUGUGGACAUAAGCAUUCACUUCUUUCUUGCUUACCGAGAUGAACAUACCUAUCGUGUAGUCUACAAUCCUAAAUCCAUUGCUAAAAGAUAUGUGAAGUCGGGUUUCAUCAUAGAUUUACUUGGUUGCCUUCCAUGGGAUGCUAUCUACAAGGCUUGUGGAUAUAAAGAAGAAGUGAGAUACCUGUUAUGGAUUCGUUUAAGCCGGGUCCGGAAAGUCACGGCUUUUUUCCAUAAGAUGGAAAAGGAUAUACGGAUAAAAUAUUUGUUUACACGUAUAGUGAAGCUCAUUGCUGUUGAGCUCUACUGUACACAUACGGCUGCCUGUAUUUUCUACUAUUUGGCGACGACUCUUCCUGAAUCCCAGGAGAGCUACACAUGGAUAGGGAGCUUAAAGCUUGGAGAUUACAGCUAUUCACAUUUCAGGGAAAUUGAUAUCUCAAAGCGUUACUUGCUAUCAUUAUAUUUUGCCAUAGUCACCAUGACCACUGUAGGUUAUGGAGAUAUACAUGCAGUCAAUACCAGGGAAAUGAUAUUCAUCAUGAUCUAUGUUUCUUUUGAUAUGAUUCUGGGAGCGUACCUGAUUGGUAACAUGACAGCACUGAUAGUGAAAGGAUCAAGGACAGAAAGAUUCAGGGAUAAGAUGAAGGAUCUGAUUCAAUAUAUGAACAGGAACAGGCUUGGAAGAGAUAUAAGGGACCAGAUUAAAGGACAUGUACGCCUACAAUAUGAAAGCAACUACACAGAAGCUUCUGUUCUCCAAGAUAUCCCAGUAUCGAUUCGUGCUAAGAUUUCACAAAGCUUGUACAAACCCUACAUCGAAAAUGUCCCUAUUUUUAAAGGAUGUUCUUCAGAAUUCAUUCAUCAGAUUGCGAUCAGGCUGCAAGAGGAGUUUUUUCUUCCUGGGGAAGUAGUCAUGGAACAAGGCAAUGCAGUAGAUCAACUUUAUUUCAUCUGCGAUGGUGUUCUGGAAGCUAUUGGGAUUGGUGAAGAUGGAACAGAGGAUACUAUUGUAAUGUUAGAGCCUAAUUGCUCUUUUGGAGACAUUUCCAUCCUUUGCAACAUUCCUCAGCCCUUCAGUGUACGCGUUUGUGAACUGUGCAGACUCUUAAGAAUUGAUAAGCAUCUCCUUUCAAAUGUCCUACAGAUAUAUUUUGUGGAUGGCCGGAGAGUCCUGAGGAACCUUCUCGAGGCUAAUGAAUCCAAUAUUCGUGUCAAGCAACUUGAGUCUGAUAUCACACUUCAUAUUGGAAAACAAGAAGCUGAGCUUGCGUUACGAGUAAAUAAUGCUGCUUUUAAUGGGGAUUUGAAUCACCUAAAGAGUUUGAUUCGAUCCGGGGCAGACCCCAGCAAGGCUGAUUAUGAUGGACGCACUCCUUUGCACCUUGCUGCAUCAGGAGGGUACGAAGAUAUCGUUUUAUUUCUUAUUCAAGAAGGUGUUAGCAUGAAUGUUUCAGAUAAAUUUGGGAACACAGCACUGUUGGAGGCUGUAAAGAAUGGAAAUGACAAAGUGGCUGCCUUACUCUUCAAAAAUGGAGCAAAUUUAAACAUUAUUGAUGCUGGCAGCAAACUUUGUGCUGCCGUUGCAAGGGGAGACUCAGAUUUUCUAAGGAGAGUUUUAUCUUAUGGUAUUGAUCCAAACUCAAAAGACUAUGAUCAUCGGACACCGCUUCAUAUAGCUGCUGCAGAGGGAAUAUUUUUGAUUGUGAAAAUUCUUCUAGAGAAUGGAGCAAGUGUUUUUGCUGAAGACAGAUGGGGAACUACACCAUUAGAUGAAGCACGAAAAAGCGGGAGCAUACCCUUGAUGAAGCUAAUGGAAGAAGCUAAAUCUGAAGAGCUGUCCAAGUUCCCUAGACAACGAGAUCAAGAAAUACAAGAUAAAAUGCAUCCACGGAAAUGCACAGUAUUCCCCUUUCACCCUUGGAACCCUGAAGAAAAGAAAAGAGAAGGCAUUGUUCUAUGGGUUCCACCAACAAUAGAGGAGCUAAUUCAAUCUGCUCAAGAGAAGCUCAAGUGCAUUGGCACAUCCAUUCUUUCAGCAGAUGGAGGAAAGAUACUUGAUGUAGACUUGAUUUCCGACAAUCAGAAACUUUAUCUGGUUACUGAACAAGAAACCACAACAUAAGUUACAGGAAUGAUUCUAUUCGUCUAUAUCCCUUUGAUCUCAAAAUACGUCUUUUUGAGGACAAAAGGUCCUUAACCAUAUGAUUAUCGGAAAAGAAAGAAUACAGAGGAUGUUUAUAUAUGGCAUAUCUUAAUAUUUAGAGAUACACAAGAAAACCAAAAUUCAGCAAGUCUUGUUGAAUAUGUAUAAUUUUUGUUGGAACAGUGGUUUGUACAUUGAAGUCGAUCUCAACAUACAUGUAGCUAGGGAGAAUGUAUUUUCCCUUGUAAGAAAAGCAUGUACAUUGUAUAUAAACAUCAUGAGUGGAAAUGAAAUUAAAGGUAUUGUUGGCAUUAUAGUAUCACAGAA
This is a messenger RNA of Asparagus officinalis (garden asparagus), 2637 nucleotides long. Its product is annotated as potassium channel KOR1-like. The coding region runs from base 70 to 2289 and encodes 739 amino acids. Gene Ontology annotation, molecular function: voltage-gated potassium channel activity; protein binding. Lineage: Eukaryota; Viridiplantae; Streptophyta; Magnoliopsida; Asparagales; Asparagaceae. The record is from RefSeq and is a predicted model, not a curated record. Gene Ontology annotation, biological process: transmembrane transport; potassium ion transport. Gene Ontology annotation, cellular component: membrane. The transcript is spliced from 14 exons.